UUAAUGAGUACUGGCAUGGACAAUUGCAAGAUAAUGCUUGCCAAUAAGGAGGUACAGGACUUGUGGAAAAAUAAAAUACAUUUUGACGUUGCUGUUGUUGAACAGUUUAACAGUGAUUGUGCAUUAGGGCUCGCUUAUAAAUUAGGAACACCAGUGGUCGGCACAAACUCGCACGUUCUUAUGCCUUACCACUACGAAAGAUUCGGCAUACAUUACAAUCCCUCGUAUAUGACAUUCCAAUUCUUGGAAGGCGGAACGAAACCUACACUGUUCCAACGUAUUGAAAGAACAAUAUUCCAUCACUACUAUAAUUUUAUUUUCGAAUACCUUUCUCAAAGAACCAAUCAAAAUACGCUGGCGCAAUACUUCGAUGACAUUCCACCUUUAAACGAAUUAGCUCGUGAAAUCAAAAUAAUGCUUUUCUAUCAUAACUUUGUGCUAUCCGGUCCUAAUAUUUUACCUUCAAAUGUAAAAGAAGUCGGGGGCUACCACGUUGCUCAACCCAAGGAACUCCGUCCGGAUGUCAAAAAGUUUAUCGAGGAAUCUGAGCACGGCAUUAUUUAUAUUAGUUUUGGAUCGAUGCUAAAAGCUGCGGCUACUUCAUUAGAUAAAAUCGAGGCUAUAUUGGGUGCUGUCGCUGAAUUACCUCAGAGAGUGAUAUGGAAAUGGGAGGAAGGAACACUACCCGGCAACCCUAAGAAUAUUUUCAUAUCAAACUGGCUUCCUCAAAACGAUAUUUUAGCCCAUCCGAAAGUACUAGCUUUCUAUUCGCAUUGCGGUCAGCUAGGGACCACGGAGGCUAUCUAUCAUGGAGUUCCCGUUGUGGGAAUGCCGGUCUUCGGGGACCAGCCUGCAAAUGCGGCGGCAGUUGAAGAGAGUGGUUUAGGUGUCCAAAUACAAAUCGAAGAUUUGACUAAAGAGAACCUCUUAGGGAAACUAAGAACCGUUUUGAAUCCAGAGUUUAGAAAAAGGGUGAAAUUUAUAUCGAAAGCGUGGAACGACCGUCCCGUAAAAGCAAUGGAUAGUGCAAUUUUCUGGACAGAGUUCGCAGCCAAAUAUAGUAAUAUUACGUUUCGGAGUAGAUCUGUCGAUGUACCAUUGUACCAAUACUUGUAUCUUGACGUUAUUGCUGUACUCGGCAGCAUAAGCGUCAUUAGCGUAUUCGUUGUAUUCAAAUUAUUAGUUCGGUUAUGUACCAGUAAGAGGGAAAACGAUAAAAAAAAUAAACUGAAAAGAAACGUUACACUUGAACUUUUGUUGGUUAUCUUUUGUUUGCAUAAAACUGAAGUGUGUUCAUUGAAUAUUUUGGGCCUGUUCCCGUAUCCUGGGAAAAGUCACUUCUUUGUAUUUCGUCCAUAUUUGGAAGAAUUGGCCAAAAGGGGCCAUAACGUGACUGUUGUAUCGCAUUUUCCGCAGAGAGUGCCUCACCAAAAUUAUCAUGACAUUAGUUUGGCGGGAAAAACGAAAAUUUUAGAAGACGUCUUCCCAUUGAAAAGAUCUUAUUGGACUGUAAUUAAUGUUUUGUAUUUUAUUCUCGAAAAAGGAAAUAGUGACUGCAAAACAUUAUUAAAUCAUGAAGAUGUCCAAGAACUGUGGAAAACUAAACAGCAUUUUGACCUUGUGGUUACGGAACAAUUUGUGAGUGACUGUAGUUUGGGUCUUGCCUAUAAGUUGGGGGCUCCAGCAAUCGGGAUCAACUCACACGUGAUUGUGCCUUGGCAGUACGAGCGUUUGGGUAUCCAGUACCAUCCUGCUUACGUACCAUUCCUGUUCUUGGAAGGCGGAUCCAAACCGUCACUGUACCAGAGAUUUGAAAGGACCAUUCUUCACAAUUAUUUUAAUUACCUAUACAAAUAUAAAUAUCAACCGAUCGACGAAGAGACACUCGCUGAAUAUUUUGAUGAUAUUCCGCCUUUGGAUUAUUUGGCUCGAGAAAUGAAAUUGUUACUUUUAUAUCACAAUUUUGUAUUAUACGGGUCUAGCUUGCUACCUUCGAACGUUAUUGAAGUGGGAGGAUAUCAUGUAGCGAAACCACAGGAAUUACCUCAAGAUUUGAAAAGAUUUAUUGAGGAAUCCGAACAUGGUGUAAUCUAUAUUAGUUUUGGAUCAAUGUUACGUGCCAGUUCCACUCCGCGUGAUAAGCUUGAGGCUAUAAUUGGUGCUCUGUCGGAGUUACCACAAAGGGUUAUAUGGAAAUGGGAUGAAGCAUCGUUACCUGGAAACCCGAAGAAUAUACUGCUUUCAAAAUGGCUACCGCAAAACGAUAUCUUAGCUCAUACGAAAGUGCUGGCGUUUUUCUCUCACUGUGGACUACUGGGUACCACAGAAGCUAUUUACCAUGGUGUACCCGUGAUCGGCAUGCCUGUCUUUGGGGACCAACCUGGGAAUGCCGCUGCUAUCGAAGAAAGUGGCCUUGGACUCCAAAUUCAAAUCACUGAACUUAGCAAAGAUGUUCUGCUAGAAAAAUUCCGGACCAUUUUAAACCCUGAAUUCAGGAAGAAAGUGAAAUUUAUAUCUAUGGCCUGGAAAGAUCGUCCUAUCUCAGCUAUGGAUAACGCCAUUUUCUGGACGGAAUUUGCAGCCAAGUAUAGCAAUAUCACGUUUCGAAGUAGAUCAGCUGAUGUACCAUUACACCAAUAUUUGUAUUUAGACGUGUUUGUUGUCUUUACGGCUAUCGUUAUAUGUAUUGGUUUUCUAGUUAAUUACAUUAUAACAUUGUUACUAGGUCGUCUUGCAAAGAAAUUCAAACAAAACUAG
Bombyx mandarina (wild silkworm) is the source of this 2757-nucleotide messenger RNA. RefSeq names its product UDP-glycosyltransferase UGT42A2 (gene UGT42A2). Gene Ontology annotation, molecular function: UDP-glycosyltransferase activity. The record is from RefSeq and is a predicted model, not a curated record. NCBI's taxonomy places the organism in Eukaryota, Metazoa, Arthropoda, Insecta, Lepidoptera, Bombycidae.